This is a messenger RNA of Labeo rohita (rohu), 2142 nucleotides long. RefSeq names its product UDP-glucuronosyltransferase 2A1-like. The coding region runs from base 370 to 1926 and encodes 518 amino acids. Lineage: Eukaryota; Metazoa; Chordata; Actinopteri; Cypriniformes; Cyprinidae. The record is from RefSeq and is a predicted model, not a curated record. The transcript is spliced from 6 exons. Gene Ontology annotation, molecular function: UDP-glycosyltransferase activity.
AACAGCAUUUUAAAAACAGAAAAUAAUCAGUUGAAAGUUGUAAGGGCUUUAUUUUGCAUGCAAUUAGCCAUAAGAGAAGAGAUCAAUGAAGCCGUGAUUUUACACACUCCAGUAUGGUAGGUGGCGGUAUAUGCACUUUAACAAUGUUCUGUAACCCGCCAUAAAUAAGAGGAAGAUGGAACGGCUGGUUGUUUACAGUUUGACAGAAGUUACUCAGGUGCGAACCGUAAUGGGUUGUAAUAAAAAGGUGGACUGAAAACGAAGCUAUAAUGCAACGCGACCUUUGCCCAAAUCCUGUUGUGCACUAGACAGUUGGAUCCCCGUUCACCAGAUCACACUGUACUUACCCACAAGCAUAACUACUUAACCAUGAUUUACCGGACUUUGUUUGUUUUUGCACUGCUGUGUGGGUUAAAGGUUGGUCAUGCUGGUAAGGUUUUGGUCAUGCCAGGCGAGUACAGCCACUGGCACAACAUGCGUGUGAUCAUUGACGCGCUGGUCGAUCGGAACCACAGUGUGACGGUUCUGGUCAGUUCUGCAUCACCUACUGUACCACACACACAGAAGGAGCGCUUCGAUUUCACUGUGUAUAAAGUCAAUAUGAAGAAAGAAGAGGCCGAUUCCGUCUUGAGAGAUAUGAUUCAUCUCGGGACGAAUGACACAGCCAACAAAUACAAGGGGGACUUUAUGGUCUGGCGAGUGUUUUCCAACUAUAUGGCGUUCCUUGCUGAUAUGUCCAAGGGCUUGUUUCAUGAGGAUCUUUUACACACUCUUCAAGAAUCCCAUUAUGAUGUACUUUUAUCUGAUCCAAUGAUGCCUUUCCCUGACCUGAUGGCACAGAAGCUGAAUAUCCCGCACGUCGUCUCGAUGCGCGCAACGUUCGCGUAUGUAGUGGAGCGGCUUUGCGGUCAGAUGCCUGCGCCGCCGUCCUACGUUCCUGCAGUCGCUUUGCGAGAUUACCUCACUGACCAUAUGAGCUUCACAGAGAGAGUUGAAAACAUGCUCCUCUAUAUCGUACAUACGGCUAUAUUUCAAUUAAUCAUGACGUUUACUGCAGAUCGACUCUACAGUGAAAUAUUGGGUAUUUUUUUAAUAUGUCCAUUGAGUAAACAGUAUCCACGCCCACUCCUGCCCAAUUUGAAAUUUGUUGGAGGAAUGCACUGCAAACCCGCCAAACCUCUGCCAAAUGAGCUGGAGGAGUUUGUUCAGAGCUCAGGAGAUCAUGGCAUUGUUGUGUUCUCAUUGGGUUCCAUGAUGAGCAACCUGACAUUGGAAAGAGCAAACACUAUUGCUUCUGCUCUUGGUCAGAUCCCACAAAAGGUUGUUUGGCGUUAUAAUGGGAUAACGCCAGAAACUCUCGCCCCCAAUACAAAACUCUAUGACUGGAUCCCACAGAAUGAUUUGCUUGGUCAUCCAAAAACAAAGGCUUUCAUUACCCAUGGUGGGACAAAUGGGCUGUAUGAGGCUAUUUAUCAUGGUGUCCCAGUGGUGGGCUUUCCACAGUGGGGUGAUCAGCCUGAUAACCUAAUGCACAUGAAAACCAAAGGAGCUGCUGUUGUCCUUGAUAUCAGCACAGUGCAGUCCAAUGAUAUGGUGGAUGCUCUCAAGACUGUCAUAAAUAAUCCAUCGUACAAGGAGAGCAUCAUGAGACUGUCCAGAAUCCAUCAUGAUCAGCCAAUGAAGCCUCUGGACCAGGCAGUUUACUGGAUCGAAUUUGUGAUGCGGCAUAAAGGAGCUAAACAUCUACGAGUUCAGGCACAUGAGCUGAGCUGGUAUCAGUACCACUGCCUGGAUGUAGCGGCCUUCUUACUCGCAAUUGUUGCACUGGUCACAUUACUCUUUAUUAAAACAUGCUGUUUCCUUUUUCCUAAGUGUUUCAGAAAGACUCGCCCUGAUGGCAACGCACAAAAGAGUAAAAAAGAGUAAAUGCAAAUUAGGUUACCAUAGACGCACUGAAUUGACUGUGGUACAUGUGUCGUCAUCACAUGUGUUUGAUGGCCAGUGUGCAUUUUGUGUACAUUCCAAACUGUAUGUUCUUAAUAAAAUACAUGUGAAUGUUUAUGUGCAUAUCACAUGUUCUCACAAAAUAUUAUGCAUUUCGUAUCAAUAUUGUUUUCAACAACCAUUUGUAAAGUGAAGAAG